AUGCCAGACAUUCUACUAUCCCAUCCAAUCCUGUGGAUAUCUCCGGGCCAUUGGAAUAUCACCAUCGAUUCGUGGAAUCAAUUCCGUAUAACUAAUUUCAACGAAACGACGAUUGCCAGUGAAGUAUUACACAACGGCACACAUGGAGUGCUGGAACAAACACUAUUUGUAAACAAUGGUCUGCUGAAUAUGACUCAUCUGACUAGCCUGCGAAUGUCACCGUUCCAACUGAACUCCUUACUCACAUCCAGAAAGGGCCGCGCAUGGAUAACUGGAUACAAACAGGGCGCCAAAGAAUAUCUGAUUGAAGCAGAACAUUCGCGGAAUGACGAGGAUAGUUCGGCACAAAGUCGACGAAAAGAUCUAGUUGCUCGCUUUUUCCUGGAUCCGGAGAACACGAUUCAUGCAAAUCUGAACUGGAGACCAGGCCUCAUCAAUGAAUUACUACUACACGGAACAGAACUGACCGAUAUGGUACGGAUGCGGACGUUAUUGAGAAAUCCGGUCCCAAUUGAGUCGUCAGGAGAGUUGCUCCUCUCGUUGUUCGCCGAUCAUAAUCGCACCGCUCUCAUCAAUCACCAUGAGCUACGAGCAUGGCGAGAGGGUGUAUUGGACGACAUGCGUGAAUUCACCAAAACAUUGCGCACUUGGUGGGAAGAAGAUCACUUCUACAUGAAAACCAGCGAAAUGCCUGUGAUUGAACAGCUGGGUUUGUUCAAUGUUACCGAGCUGGAUUACAAUAUUAGUCAAGUGCAGGAAAUGAUGAUAAACGAAAUUUUAAACAUUUUGAAAAAGGCUGCCUUAGAGGACCUACAAUUUUCCAAGCAAUUGGAGAUGUUUAAACCCGAAAUUGAACGCGAUAAAUUUCCCCUGUUUAGGCCCACAUUUGAAGCCAUGGCACGGAUGGUAAACGGGACAAUUUGGGCCAGUGAACAGUUUGCCAAUUUUCUGUUCAAUAAGGUUGCAGCAUGUACAAAUGCGGUCUACAUAUUGCAACAGGGCCUUCGCAACUGGUUUGAUCACAAAUAUGCGUGGAUUGGAAACCUGAGUCAAUCGCCAUUUGUACAACAGUUGGGAGAAUUCUUCACGCGUCUGCAGUCCGAUAUCCCGGCCUUGAAACCGAUGAGUUGUUUCACCAAUAUGAUGAUUGAAAGCAUCUCAGCUUUGGUACGGCAAACCAUUCAAUAUUGCAAACGUCUUGCCUUGGACUCUUUCGCUGGGAAAGAGUUACAGGAACUUGUCACCCUAAUGGCAACCGGUCACUUUGAGAACGCCAGUCGUCUAUUUUUCAAACCUCACCUGACCCAGUUCACAGCCGAUUUGGAAAACGGUUUGGCCAAGCUUUCUGUGCACAUUCCGAUUCUCUUUGAAAAAAUAACUGAAACAUUAAUCGGAUCCCAAUCUUAUCCGAAGCAGUUGCUAUCCUGGAUUUAUCCUUCACGAGGAAUGAAAUCAAUAAUGUACGCGUAUGAUCAAUAUCAGCGAAACUUCGAGGCAAUGCGCAAACUUAUUCAUCUCAUACCUCCUUACAAAGUCACCGCCUGGCUGCUCAUGGACCAGACAAACAAUGGCUACAUCAUCACAUUCAACGGUCUGUAUAUUCCGGUCGCUUAUCCUCAUCCGGGACCGUACUUGCUCGUGGCAAAUACCGACGGCAACAGAAAACUACGUGUUGUGCAUCAGUUUGCAGACUCUGCGAACAACAGUGAUUGGCACACUGAUAUCACUGUCGGUCCGGUGACUGUCCGUGUGACAAGCAACGGUCAAGUUCAAGAGUUCGACGGUGCCACGGGAACGUCGAUUUGCUUACCAUAUGUAAGAAAAUUGGAUUCAAACACCGUAGUCCGUGUGACUAGAAACGAGGAUCGCAUUACUUUGAGUGUGAUUGGAAACAAUCGUCCGGACGAGCUGAUUUCAAUGUUGUUUGACUUACGCCUUGGGCAUAUUCGCAUACAGCUGGACGGGUCCUGGCACGGACAAUGCCGAGGUCUACUGGGUACGAAUGAUUUUGAGCAGUUGCAUGAAUUAUUCGACCCCAGUGGCGCAGUGAUAUGGAACCAGACAAAGAUAGCCGGACUGUGGUCCUACGCAUCACAGGAUCAAACCGAUUCUGGUCAGAUUCAAAAUUUGCUCGGCGUCCCUUCGGAGCAGUCAAGCGUUUUGUGCAACUCAAUAUGGCAGAAGUUUCAGUCUUGUUUCAUGGAGGUGCCACCGGAUCCAUGGAUUGGAGCAUGCGCGUCCGCUAUGGACCGGAAAAAAUCCGCCAAGGAGGACGAACAUGAAAAGAAACGCGAAUGGGAUGAGCAAUCUUGUAUGGUUGUCCGUGCCUACGUUCAAACAUGUAAUCGGCAAGACGUGCCAGUACGAGUUCCUCAUCAAUGCGUUUCCUGUUCCGGGAACGAGGAGAAGAAAGAAUCGAUCCAGUCGUCUGACACACUGGGAAGACGUCUCACAUUUGUGAUUGAAAUGGGAACCUGUCUGACCAGAAGACUGAGUGAAAUAUUUGAACUUUGUGCACUACUGAAUAAAUCUAAGCAGAAUCAGCAAAUGCAAUACUCCGCCCUGCUGUUUACAACCGUGUCUGGUGCAACGGAAACGACACGCCUAACCUCAAACACUGGCCAGAUUUGGAUUUCGGGAGAACAAUUCGUUCGGACGUUGCAUGCAUUUGUUGCGCAACAAGGAACGGGAUCGGAAUUAAAAACAAACGAGUUUGUGGAAUGGCCUCGGGCUACGGAAGCUUUGAGCAAGGCCGUUCGUCAGCCAGCUGCCUUCGAUGGAUCGCAUGAUACAAUUUUGUUGUAUCUUUGUAGCGGUUGUACCCCCGAAGGAUCCCAAUACAAAACCCUGAUUCGUGUUAUGAAACGCAAAGGAAUCGAUUUUCAUUACAUACCGGAGUCGUCAUUCAUCACAGUUGGUGAUCUGAACAGAAAUGUGUUUCUUUUGACCAGUGAUGAGCACUACGAUGAAGUACAAUCAGAUGGAUCCAUUCGUCGUGUGGUGAACAGUGGAACAGUGAAUGCACCACGAGACCACUGUACCCUGAUUGCCCAAGGUUCUGGUGGCUUUAUAUGGGCUUACCAGAAUGUGAUUACGACAAAACAGCGACUGCGAGUAGUUGUCCAAUCCAUCGCAAACCACCUGAAUAGACCAGGCACACAGCAAAGGCAGUGUGUCUGCCGCGAUGACCUGUACGGUGCAGGCAUGCUGGACUGUUCUAUCCCGGCGAACAAGUCACUGACAAUCAUUAAACAUCCGGAGCUUAUGCCCAUCAAUUGA
Molecule: messenger RNA, 3279 nt
Organism: Echinostoma caproni
Lineage: Eukaryota; Metazoa; Platyhelminthes; Trematoda; Plagiorchiida; Echinostomatidae
Source: the annotation of a GenBank genome assembly